UUUCAAAGAGGCAUAAGGCAUCCACCCCUUCUUCACUUUCGCUCGUGCGAAUGUAAGUCUCGACGCCGGCUUGAAUGUCUCCUCGCAGUCGCACUCCCAAAAUACUCCGGCAUCGACGCUUGUGGUCACGCUGCAGGGCCCUCAUUUCCUGCAAGUAGCGUGCCCUCGAUGUGGAACCACUCCUCGCCGCGAAGGCGAGCGGCGGCGUGUGUGGGGAUGGCGAGGCGGCGCUACUCGAGGGUGUCGCCGCCGCAGGCGACGGUGGUAAGGUUGAAGAACCACAUAGCGAGCGUGGGUGAUGGCGGGCCGCAGGAGGGCCCGAAGCCACGUCAGCUGCUGUCGCUUCCCCCUUUCCCUUCUCACCCUCUGCCUGCGUUUUCUUUCAAUGAAGCCGCUUCUUCUUCUUCUUCAUCCCGAGUGACUGCAAUCAGCUGGGUCAAGAAUUACUUCCAUGGCGCUCACAACUCCGUCGUUCAAUCUCAUUUCAACAAGGGCCUUGUUCAGAUGGAAUGCGCCAACUCGGAUGACUCUUGCCUGGGACAGCAAGGACAAAGAAAAUCUUUGAGAAAGAUCAAGCCAAAUGAAGUGAUGGAAGCAGGGGACAGAUUGUAUAUACCGGUAUCAGUCGCCGAAUCAAGGAUCUCCAAGCGGUUCGACACUAUACCUAGUGGGACUCUCUAUCCCAAUGCUGAUGAGAUAGAGUACUUGCAGAGGCUGGUCAUGUACAAGGACUCUGCGGUUAUUGUGCUUAAUAAGCCCCCAAAAUUGCCAGUCAAGGGGAAUUUGCCAGUUCAUAACAGUAUGGAUGCUUUGGCAGCGGCAGCUUUGUCUUAUGACUAUGACGAGGGUCCUAAAUUGGUGCAUCGCCUUGACAGAGAGAGCAGUGGCCUUCUCUUGAUGGGAAGAACAAAGGAAAGUGUGGCUCAUCUUCAAUGGCUGUUUAGCGACAUAAACAAAACAGAUUCCUCUUCUAAGGCUUGGAAUGAUGCAUGUAAAGCAACUUAUCAAAGAUAUUGGGCGCUUGUCAUAGGCUCACCUAAGGAAAAAGAAGGUCUAAUUUGUGCUCCCCUUUCAAAGGUGCUUCUUGAUGAUGGCAAAACCGAGAGAGUUAUUUUGGCUCGUAACUCAGGCUUAGAAGCUUUUCAAGAAGCUGUGACCGAAUACAGGGUAUUGGGUCCUACAGUAAAUGGAUGUUCUUGGAUAGAAUUGCGUCCUCAUACGAGCCGCAAGCAUCAGGUUCGCGUUCACUGUGCUGAAGCACUCGGCACUCCGAUAGUGGGUGACUACAAGUAUGGUUGGUUUGUGCACCAGAGAUGGAAGCAAAUGCCCAGAGUCGAUAUCGAGCCUACUACUGGGAAACCAUACAAGUUGCGGAGGCCUGAAGGGCUGGACGUUCAGAAGGGAAGCGUUCUGUCGAAAGUUCCCUUGCUGCAUCUGCACUGCAGAGAGCUCGUACUUCCCAACAUAGCCAAGUGCCAGGAGUUUCUGGAUCAGAAGUCAGAAGCCGCCCCCCUUCCUGUGCUCAGCUCCAAGUCCCAUAUGCUGCGAUUCGUGGCGCCAAUGCCUUCGCACAUGAAAAUCAGUUGGAACCUCAUGUCCUCUUAUCUAGUAUGAGGAAGCGCUAGGAUACUGAUCCGGCGUAUGGACACGACGCAAGCUUGGUGCAAGCUUUGUCUGCUCUCCUAGCACCACCUGUAAAAUAAGCCGGCAUUCCUGACUGCUUGGUGCAAUAGAAAUGCAUGAAUCGCCGGUAUCCGUUCGUUUCGAGUUUUGGUCAUUUUAGAAUGGGCUUGAUGAGCACUGCAUGGCAUUUCAAAAAGCAGGAAAAGGAGUGCGCUUUCUCUUGUCAGCAACCCGAAAAACUGAUGAUGUGCAUGUAGGAACGGAAAAAUGCUAGUCUUGAUGGAUGGCGAUCCUUCACGAUCGAGCUCGAUGAAGUGAAACCAUACAUAUAAUAACCCUAGCUUCAUAUAGCGUGACAACAUAGGAAUUUGUUCUCGUA
This is a messenger RNA of Rhodamnia argentea, 2002 nucleotides long. RefSeq names its product RNA pseudouridine synthase 3, mitochondrial. The transcript is spliced from 9 exons. The record is from RefSeq and is a predicted model, not a curated record. The coding region runs from base 169 to 1614 and encodes 481 amino acids. Gene Ontology annotation, molecular function: pseudouridine synthase activity; RNA binding. Gene Ontology annotation, biological process: pseudouridine synthesis. NCBI's taxonomy places the organism in Eukaryota, Viridiplantae, Streptophyta, Magnoliopsida, Myrtales, Myrtaceae.